AUGGGGCAAGAAUUAUCUCAUCAAUUUGAAUCUGAGAGUGCGGAAGCUACUUAUCAAAGGUAUCGUAAACUUGCCGGAGAUGAAGCAAAACUUCGUAACGAUUGUUUCUCUCAAUCUCAGUCAGCUUUUACAUCUCGUCAAGGCUUAAAAGCUAAAGAGUUAUCACAAAAAGGAAAAGAACAUGGUAAAAAAAUGGAGCAAUAUAAUUCGAAAGCUGCUGAAGUAAUUUUUAACGAGAAUAAUAAGAAUAGACCUCCUAAUGAACUUGACCUUCAUGGACUAUAUGUUAAAGAAGCUCUAUUAAAAACUGAAUUAAAAAUCCAGUAUUGCAAAGCAAAAAAUAUUGACAAUUUGACUAUUAUUGUUGGUCGUGGCAAACAUUCUUCAAAUGGUGUUGCAAAAUUAAAACCUGCGAUUGCUGAGCUUAUGGAAAAAUAUCAAUUUCAUUGCAUUUUAGAUAAACCAACUGUUGGUUGUUUAUAUGUAGAAUUUGGUCAUAAACCCACCAAAGAAUAUUUAUCAUCUUUCUUGGAAACAUUAUUCGGAGAAAGAUGCGUUAUUUGUUAA
Messenger RNA from Funneliformis geosporum, 567 nucleotides. The record is from the annotation of a GenBank genome assembly. NCBI's taxonomy places the organism in Eukaryota, Fungi, Glomeromycota, Glomeromycetes, Glomerales, Glomeraceae.